AUGAGACUCAUCCGAGCACACGAUGGGGUCGCAUUCGACUUCAGCCAGCAGCAUCUCGACACCAUCGACUGUCUCGCGGCCUUCUUCCAGCUCAUCGCAGACACCAUCCAGAUCGACCCCAGCCAAAUCAUCCUCAUGAACCCCCUCGGCUCACAGCUCACCCAGAACCUGCUCAACGCAAUCAUCCAGCAGCAGCCCAAAACAACCGAAAACCACAGCGAAAUCGACAUCGAAACACAGACCAACGAUACCCUGCUCUACGCCUUCGACAGACAGUUCCUCUCAGCCGACCCCUCAGAGGCCCUCGCCGCACUAGCCUGCCAGCCAGACCAUCUCCUCCAACCCAAACCAUCCCCACUCGACCCAGACAACCCCAGCCAUCUCGCGCCAGACCAGCUCGAGCGGCUCGCACUCGACUACCACCGCGUCGGCGCCACCCAUCUCCGGACCAGCCUCCUCCUCCUCACCCACGUCCGCGCACAGAAAGCCGCCCUCCAGGUCGCACUCAACAACCUCGACAAGUGUCGCGAACCCCCCAAGGGCGCCCUCGAAGCAUACCAGACCUUCGCCCAGCCGCUCGUACAGGACUAUGGCCAGCUCCUCCAAGCCUUCGGCCCCUCCUUCGCCCUUGCCAAGCGGGUCAAGAUCCACCCCGCACUCCUGCCUACCAACGCCCUCCUCAAAUCUCACUCGGCCGCCAGCCAUCCUGGUGGUGGUGGUGGUGGUAGCACUAGUAGUAGUACCACCACCACCACCACCACCGGGAUCAUGAAGGUCAAAUAUAUGGGCGACUAUGUGAUGGAGGAUAAGAUCUUGCAGAUCAGGGAUAAGUGUCUCAAAGUCUAUGAUGAUUUCGGGACUAGGUUCGAGAUGAUCCGGGCUCGGUCGGCCGAGGUGAACGAGGGGGCCGCCAAGCUGAGAGACGAACUCAACGGGGGAGACUGCGACCUGGAAGAUCUGUACGAGCUCGAGAAGGAUGCCGACGAAGGCUUCCGGAGGAUCGAGGAUCUGACGGCCCAGAUCACUCACAUGGUCCGACAAGGCGACCCAAUCGACAGCGUCAUCGAUUCUUUCGCCGAGCUGAUUGUACUUGAUGACGACUCGAGAGAACGGAUACAUUGUCUGAUCGAACGCAAGAACUUCUGGCUUCAUUAUCUCGUUGGCGGCCUCAAUCAGAUCUCCCGCUUGCAGAGUAUCAUCCCAAGCAUCGGUAUCGAACUCCAGGCUCUGAAUACCGAUCUCAAAACCCGCACAGAUCCCUUUCGAUAUCUCGCUCGUCUGAAAGAUUUCGUCACGGCUUAUGCCUCAACGGUAGUAGAGGUGGUACGGCGCCGCGAAUAUGCUCGUCAUUUGGCAGAUUAUGCAUCGGCUCUCAACAACCUCGUCUCUAAACUUGCGAACGAUGAGCGCAGGCGGAGGGGAGUCUACCACUCCGAAUAUGCAGGAAAGUUACCCUUUGCGGUCGAUGGGCUUGAUGACAAGAGUGUGCCGACGAUCGAAUUUGAGAUUCGAUACAUCGGUGGGGGUGGGGCUAUCCUACCCAAAUCAAGGGACACUACUGGCAAGCCUGCUUCAAUCACCGGAGCUGACUUACCUCCCCUGACGAGGGCGGAUGUAGACGAGCUGGUUGCUGGAUUGCAGAACAUCGAGGAAUCCUCUCACACAGAUAGCUUCUCCCCUCAAGUCCCUGCAAGAGAGGUCCGGCUUUUGGUUGAGAAGCAAUUCAGUAGACUCGAAGCCAUGGAAAAUGCCUUUGCACUUGCUGUCGAAAAAUUCGUGAUGUCAGAGAGUGAAUCGUGCAUAGCUGGCCAACCUGCUGACGCGGAAGAAGUGUCGCAAUUGAAGACUCGGGUAGCUGAACUAGAAGCUGCCCAAGAAAAUUUAACGGAACGGCUCCGGGUCGAAAGUACUGCAGCAAUCACCGCCUCCCGGAAAGCCCAGCAGGAGACUCAGAUACAGAUUCGGAAAACUGAAGAUCUCAAACUUCAGCUGCUGAGCGUCAAGGAAGAGGCCCGUCACGAGAAGGAACGACUCACCCAGGAUCAGCAGCCAUUGAUUACCGAGCUUGCCAAUGCCAGCGGGACCAUCGAAAGAUUGAACGAGCGGAUCGGCCAGCUGGAAGACGAACUGAAAGCUCGGACUAAAUCAUUGCAAGACACCGAAAGACAGGUCACUUCGGCAAGGGCCACGGCGGACGAUGCGACUCGCGAGCUGCAUGACCUCGAGGCUCGUCAUCGAGACCACGUCUCGGACCAUGAGAUUGUUCUGAACCGACUCCAACAAUCGCGUGAUCGAUGUACAGAGUUGGAAAGGGCGCUCACCGAGUCCCAGAGUCGGAACCAGACCCUAUCUGGUCAAGUUGAAGAGCAAACUCAACUGAUCGCUCGUCGCUCCACCGAAGCACAAGAGCUGAGGGAACACAUGGAGAAAGAAAUUUCGGAGCUCAAAGCGCGACUGGAGGACGAAAAACAACAAAACUGCAAUCUACAAAAUAAAGUCACUCAGCAGGAGAUCGAGAUGGCUCACAUCACUCAACAGUCCAAAUUACUUGCCGAAGCUCACACUGCCGCUGAAUCACGCUGGAAGGAAGAGACCACAGCAUCUACGUCCUGUUUGGAGAAUCAUUGUCUCAAGGCCGUCCAGGCGUUGAAAAGCUACCAACAGGUUCAUCGGACUGUCAAGAAUAAGAUCGUUAACAUGCCCCGGCCGGGCUCUAGCCAGAAAACGGCUGUGACAAACGGUUCGAGUACUGCCCCUGCUCAAGCACAGCAAACCGGGGGAGAAGCUGGCAGUUCAGACAACUCAGCCGGCGUUGACUCGGGCUCGAAUAGUGCCAAAGAAGAACAAGAGCUGCCCUCGCCCCUGUCUCCCGAGUUCGAGGCGCUCCUCCAAAGCUUGUUGCAGUUCGAUCACGAAUCGAUGGUCGACGUCGUCCAGCAGAAGCUCGAUCAACUCUCAGGCUCGAUCCGUAAAUGGAUGAAAGACUGUAAAGGGUAUCGCGAACGGGCCAGUCGGUCCCAGGAGCUAGCUCAAAUUAAAAUCACUUUCAGAGAGUCAGUCUCCAUUCUUCUCUACACACAGAUCUCACCAUCAUCAUCAUCCAAAUUAAUACUUUCAUGCCACAGCUUUGCAAAGGGCGACUUGGCCUUAUUCUUGCCCACCCGAAACCCCUCAGCUCAAGUCUGGGCAGCUUUCAACGUCAGCUUUCCCCACUACUUCUUGAAAACAAGUGAAGUGGUGGCUCCUAUUAUCAAAUCUCGUGAAUGGCUCGUGGCUAGGAUUCUCUCGCUGACUGAAAAUAUGGUCGAUCCCAAGGAGCCAGAAACCAAUCCAUUCCAGCUUCCAAGUGGGACGCGAUAUUUCAUGUUGGAGGUUGAGCCCUGGAGCGUCGAGAAAACUUCGCGACGAAUGGCCCAAUCGAUGAUCGGUGGUGACAGUCCUGCCCGCCCCAGGAUACAGAACCAGAUGAGAUCGACGACCCUCCCUUCUUCGCAAACUGCAGCUCAAGCCUCUCCCUCCGCACUGUCGAAAAGAGCAAGUUUUGCUGUCGAGGCUGAUUCUAGUGCUCGAGUUGAAGAGACGAAAGUAAGUGGACCGGCAGAGCCUGCUCAAGCUUCGUCGGAUCUUCUUCUCGAAUCCACUUUGGAGAUCCCAGCCAACACUUCUAAUCUCGAUCUCAAUCAAUCCGAAUACACCGUCAUCGAUCGUGCUUCGUAUCCUGUCGCCCCCGACCCCUCUUCCUCCGACUCGCCCUUCCGGACCAGUCUGAGUUCAUCGAUCCUCCCCAUCAGGGCCGGCCCUUCUGGGCUCUCACUCAGCCUCAAGAGCUACCACAAGUCGCCUCUUGGCCCGACGCGCCCAUCGGGCGAUUCCCGUGUGCUGCAGCCGCUGGCCGAGGCCGAGGGCGCGCCGGAAUUCAAGCCCUCGGAAUCGGCCCGCCCGGCGUUCCUGGCCAGCCUCUCGCUCGCCGGCUCUUCGUCCUCCUCCCCGAAUACGCGUCUUAAGCCGAGCAGCGGCUUUCAGCCCCCCUCGAAGCCCCGCUCGCGGCCGGUUCCCAAGGCGCCUGGCGCCUCGCGCUCGUCGAGUCGCGCGCCGUCGAUCGCCUCCUCAUCGGCGAACCUGAACCCGGCGGUGAAGGCCUUACUGAUGUCGGGCUCGCCCUCGAGCAAAGGCCCGUCGACGGUGUCGACCACGUUCACCUCGAUGGAGAAGGGCCCGGGUUCGAGCCAUCAUCCGUCGCGCUCAUCCAGUGGGACAGCCGGCGAGCCCGACCUCCCGCAACAACACUACCAGCAGCACGUCGUCGGCCUGGCCCAGAUCAUCAAGCCCCGCUCUUCCGCCGGCUCGCCCGGGACGAUGAGCAGCGUGAUCGAGCUCGCCCGGCGCAGGCUCAGCUUCUCGAGCCCCUCCUCGGUCCCUACACCUGCCCCGCCCGCAAACGGAAGCCAGAAUAACAGCCUCGGAAGCUCCUCCGGAUCCGCCCUCCUCAUCAAUCACUCCCCACGCGCUGCUUCGACACUGCCGGCCAUCGAGUCCGCGCACUCGCCUGCAGCCCUCGGCUCGUCAGCCCUCCUCGGUAGCCCUCUCUCUUCCGGACCAUCUGGAGGGGGAGGGGGCCUGACCGGGUCGGGCUUCUUCUCGGUCUGGAGACGCAGGAAGGAGUCCUCCCCUACCGCGCUCCCGCCCCACUCCGCCCCCCCUCCUUCAAUCUCUACAACAACGUCAUCAACGGCCCCGCUGCCGACGCCUGCUGGUCACCAAGCCCACCAUCUCCAGGCUGUCCAUUCCCCGUCCGCUGCGGCAUCCGCUUCGGGAUCCUCGUUCGUCGCCGCGUCUGAUCUGCUGAAGCGGUUCAGCGCCGGGGGCCCGGGGCCAUAG
Messenger RNA from Puccinia triticina, 4878 nucleotides. RefSeq lists its product as uncharacterized. Gene Ontology annotation, cellular component: Atg1/ULK1 kinase complex; phagophore assembly site membrane; extrinsic component of membrane. The transcript has 8 exons. Gene Ontology annotation, biological process: autophagy of mitochondrion; piecemeal microautophagy of the nucleus; autophagosome assembly. Gene Ontology annotation, molecular function: molecular adaptor activity; protein kinase binding. The coding region runs from base 1 to 4878 and encodes 1625 amino acids. Lineage: Eukaryota; Fungi; Basidiomycota; Pucciniomycetes; Pucciniales; Pucciniaceae. The record is from RefSeq and is a predicted model, not a curated record.